Molecule: messenger RNA, 1453 nt
Organism: Culicoides brevitarsis
Lineage: Eukaryota; Metazoa; Arthropoda; Insecta; Diptera; Ceratopogonidae
Product: histone-lysine N-methyltransferase PRDM16-like
Exons: 2
Coding region: 6-1322 (438 amino acids)
Biological process (GO): regulation of transcription by RNA polymerase II
Cellular component (GO): nucleus
Molecular function (GO): zinc ion binding; RNA polymerase II transcription regulatory region sequence-specific DNA binding; DNA-binding transcription factor activity, RNA polymerase II-specific
Source: RefSeq, a predicted model, not a curated record
GAAAAAUGUCUGAAACCACAAUUAAUAUUUGCAGAUUUUGUUUGUGUAAAUGCAAAAAGUCAAUUAAUAUCCUCAGCACAGAGAAUUUUAUCGAAAAAACCAAAGAUGUCUUUUAUAAAUUGAAUUUGGAGAUUUCUGAAGAAAAUGGACUUCCAUUCGUUGUUUGUGUCGUUUGCUACAACACAAUCGACCAAUUUCACUCGUAUUUCAUCACGGUAGCAGAAAAUCAGGACAAAUUAACAUCAGAGCUCGAAGAAAUGCUUGAGGAAAGUUGUUCUGUAAAAGAUAAUUACGAGGAAUGGCAAGAAACUGUCGAAGAAGUUGGAAAUUAUAUAGAAGUAAAUGACGAAAAUGAUUCAAAUGAGGAAAUUUCAACGAAAAAUAUCGAAAAUUUAUGGAUUUCGGAGGAAAACAUUCAACGAAUUAAGGAAGGAGCCUCUUUGGAUGCGACUUUGAGAGAAAAAUUCUCAAAAGAACAACUUUUCAUCUGUGAUUUUUGUAAUUUUUACACUUUUGACAAACAACGGAUCGAAAGUCAUUUGUUCGAAUGUAAAGAUUCGUGGGAGUUAUCGAAGGAAUCUUAUAAAAACCCAACUCCCAAAGAACUUUUGACGAUUCAAUGCCCUUUAUGUCCCUCAGAUGCGCUGAAAAUGAAAAAUGAUCGUGUCCUGCAGUUACAUUUGAAGGAACAUGCUGACUACGAACGUAUCGAUCGUGAACGUUUGGAGCGAGGAUUCUUGCCUCUCAUUCCAUGCCCGAAAUGUGAACGUCGAUUACGAACCGAAGCAGAAUUUCAGCUACAUCUGAAGAAACACGAAAAAGACGAGUUAAUGACAUGCGAAUUAUGCGGAAGAACAACUGUGACAUCAAAUCUUCGAUCCCAUUUGCGAAAUCAUUUCAAGAAAAUCAUCUGCGAAUUCUGUUCAAAGACUUUCAAGAAUCCCGGAGGCUUGCAAAAACACAUUCAAGCGAAACACAAUGGACCUGAGCAUUUUGUGUGUGAUCGUUGUAACACGAAAAUUCGUCGCGAGCUUAAAUUUAAGGAACAUUUGGCAGUUUGUCGAGGUCCAGGAACUGUUUGGCCUUGCAUUCAUUGCGGAGAAACGUUCGAAAGUAACAGUCAUCGACAUUAUCACGUGAAAAAAUUUCAUAUUGGAUACAAAUGCAAGACAUGUGGUAUAGAAACGAAAAGUGUGACAGCUUUGAAACAUCAUUACAAGUCAGAAACGCAUCGAAUGAAGAGUCAAGAGAAACGCGCGGAUAUCGCACACUCCAAAUUAACGAAAAACAAAGGAGGUUCAAUGAGUUUAAAACGUCGAUAGAAAAAAAAAUAUUAAAAAAAAUAUUUAAAAAAAAAAAAUAUCAAAAAAAAUAUUUAAAAAAAAAAUAUAAAAAAAAAUAGAAAAAAAAUUUUUUUGAAGUUUUCAACUUCUAAAAUUAUUUUUCGCGAAAA